AAAACAGCUGAUGUUUAUUUCUUUUGUGAGAAAAAGCGCCAAAUGUAUUGAGCGUUUCUCCUUCAAUCGUCUCAUCAAUUUAAUCUUUUUUUUUAAAUUUCUAAUUAAAUUGUUACCAAUUAAUUCACAAUUGAAAGUAUUCCAAGUGUCACAACAAUCUAAACCUUAAAGUUAUUAAGUAAUUUUCUGUUUCCUUUCAUGUUCAACUUGUAGUGGUUGUAGUCUAGGAAAAUAAAAGGAAAAAUGGACUUCUGUGAAUUCCUUGCCGAGGAAGAGCUUAUUGAGAUCAUACCUAAUUUCAAGUUCAACAAACAAUUAAAUUUAAUUUCUGGAGAUUUUGGACCAUUUGAACCUAAUGUACCAGUUAAGGUUCCUAUUUGGAUGGCCUUAAAUUUACACCAACAACAUAAGUGUUCCCUUAAAUUACCAAGUUGGAUUAAGAAACUAAUUGAUUUACAAGAGCAACAAGAAGUAGCUGAUCGGAUGCUCGAGAUGCCCUCAGAAUAUUACAGAGAGAUUAUUAAAUUGUUACAACAACAUGUCCCCUCUAUUCCUGAUUGUGCUGAUUUAAUUGAACGACGAGAAGCAUUUCUCAAGACUUCAAUUGCUUCCCUAUUUCAACAUGUCUAUGAAGAGUAUAAGGACAAUCUCGCAGUUUCAACGGUUACACUUCACAAUGUAACGAAAGCUGAACUUUAUUUGAUCAAGAAUUUCGUUCAAAAAGCUUUCACCCUUUUCCAACAACUACGAACCACCGCAGCAUCGAUAAAACAUUAAAUUGCUGGAUCAAUUUUACUCUCA
Messenger RNA from Panonychus citri (citrus red mite), 801 nucleotides. RefSeq names its product DNA replication complex GINS protein PSF2-like (gene Psf2). Bases 244 to 777 code for a protein of 177 amino acids. The transcript has 2 exons. Gene Ontology annotation, cellular component: GINS complex; nucleus. Gene Ontology annotation, biological process: double-strand break repair via break-induced replication; DNA replication. Lineage: Eukaryota; Metazoa; Arthropoda; Arachnida; Trombidiformes; Tetranychidae. The record is from RefSeq and is a predicted model, not a curated record.